UUUCCGCAGAGACAGCUGAUGUGCCGAGUCUUCCGCGUCUUCUCCAAACUGCUCCUAAAUACAUGUUGACGCACAUACAGUUAGACCUCAUUUUAAUUUGAUAAAGACAGACGGUAUGCUGCGCAGGGAAAGAAUACCGCUUUUAUGGCUUUUCAUGCAGGCUGCGCUCGUCGUGGCGUGGUGUUUCACGGAUAUGGAAGCUGGGCCUGGCGCAGGUGUACCGACACAGCCGAACGGAGAUCGGUUCAAAAUCGAGGGGAGAGCGAUAGUUCCGGGGAUUAAAACACAAGACUGGGUCUCCACGGCCAGGAUCCUGGUGGAAGGUGAAGAAUAUGUGGGAUUUUUGAGAACUGAUGGAAGUUUUGCUGUGAAUGACGUCCCCUCAGGAUCCUACGUCGUGGAAGUUGUCACUCCUAAUUAUAGAUUUGAACCAGUACGCGUUGACAUCACAUCCAAAGGCAAAAUGAGGGCGCGUCUUGUGAACUACAUCAAGACUUCCGAAGUAAUUCGCCAGCCAUAUCCUCUUCAAAUCAGGGCAAGUGGCCCUCAUAGCUACUUCAUGAAGAGAGAAACCUGGGGCUGGACAGACUUCCUCAUGAACCCAAUGGUUAUGAUGAUGGUUCUGCCCCUACUGAUCAUCGUUCUGCUGCCCAAGGUGGUCAACACCAAUGACCCAGAGAUGAGAAAGGAAAUAGAGCAGUCCAUGCACAUGCUGAGCCCCAACCCUGAGCUUCCAGACGUCUCCGAGCUCGUGACCAAGUUCUUCUCUGGCUCCAAGGGCUCCAGCAAGGCAGGCGGCAGCAGCAAGGGCACCAGGCCAGCUGCCAAGAGGAGGUAGUACAACACACGUCUCCUCAGUCUGCCUAACGAAGCUUGAGUUAUGCCAUGGAAGCAGGAUUUUUAAGUGUCAUUUUUUUCCCCUCUGGGUCUAUUGUACAGAUUUCUUUAUUGAUAUCUUGAUUUCUAAUAUGCUAUCGGAAGAAAAAAAACAAGAUUUUUUUUCAUACUGCACUGAUAGAAAUUUCUUAAACCCUGCAAAAGCUGUUAUCGUUCAUUUGCUCUAUACUUUCUACAUGUGGCUCUACUGCUCAUCAGUCUUUUCUGUGCUAACCCUCCGGCGUGCGUGUUUCCUCUGCUGCUAAUUCCACUACCUGAAAGAGAACAUAUAUACAGAGUUUUUCUUGUUUCGAGUUCAGUAAUACGACUGUGAAUGAAGAUGAAUUGAAUUUUAAGACUGAUAAAUUCUUAUUUAACUAAAAGCCUAGAUAAAUAAAUUGCAAUGGUAUAUAACAACUGUGUUUUUAUUUCAGAUCAUCUUAUUUGUUUGAGAGUGAACACAUGGCCUUCUCAGUUUUUUGAAUUAUUGUGUGACGUACUGUAUGGCCAGAAUUCACAUGCUGUACAUUUACGUGCCUAAGGUGUAUAAAUUAAAAUGGUUCAUUGGCAGUUCACGGGA
This is a messenger RNA of Chelmon rostratus (copperband butterflyfish), 1456 nucleotides long. It is a transcript of the gene emc7b, whose product is annotated as ER membrane protein complex subunit 7b. Gene Ontology annotation, molecular function: carbohydrate binding. NCBI's taxonomy places the organism in Eukaryota, Metazoa, Chordata, Actinopteri, Chaetodontiformes, Chaetodontidae. Gene Ontology annotation, cellular component: EMC complex. The record is from RefSeq and is a predicted model, not a curated record. Bases 116 to 838 code for a protein of 240 amino acids. The transcript is spliced from 5 exons.